This is a messenger RNA of Notolabrus celidotus (New Zealand spotty), 5099 nucleotides long. RefSeq names its product interferon regulatory factor 2 binding protein 1 (gene irf2bp1). The coding region runs from base 322 to 1647 and encodes 441 amino acids. Gene Ontology annotation, biological process: regulation of transcription by RNA polymerase II. Gene Ontology annotation, cellular component: nucleus. The transcript has 4 exons. The record is from RefSeq and is a predicted model, not a curated record. Lineage: Eukaryota; Metazoa; Chordata; Actinopteri; Labriformes; Labridae. Gene Ontology annotation, molecular function: transcription corepressor activity.
ACUCGUCCGGUCUCCUCUCUAGUGGGAAGCAGUUGACAACAGCAGCCAAGAGCAGGCCGAAGUGGGCAAACAACACACACAUAUGAAGAACAGAGAGAAAUAACUCCACAUUCAGAUUUUAUUUAAUAUAAAUAUCAUGUUUAAUUUGACUCUUCAGCAGUUUGAAGUCCGUUAAAACAGGAAGUGGUUUGUAAAGAGAGGUCGAACACCUGUCGAAGAUAAAUAGGUUAACUCAGCUAACGGCUGCUAGCACACUACUAAGCUAGCUUCUCCAGACCUGGUCCAGACCUGAUCCAGACCUGAUCCAGACUUGAUCCAGACAUGUCGUCCCCCUCCUCGUCCAGGCGCCAGUGGUGCUACCUGUGCGACCUGCCCAAGAUGCCCUGGACUGUGGUCUGGGACUUCAGUGAGGUGGUCUGCCGGGGCUGUGUGAACUACGAGGGAGCGAAUCAGAUUGAGUUCCUCAUCGCGAGCGCCAGACAGUUGAAACGGACUCACGGGAUGCAGGACGGGAACGUCAGGUCACCUGGUCCUUCACCCAACAAACACGGCACACCUGGUCGAGGAGACCCGUCAGCAGACGGGGGCAGGCCGCAUCCAGACCGCUUCGAGAGGGGAGGAAGUGCCGGGUCAGCUAUACGAGUACCGCCAAACGGGCUGCAUCGAGACGGCCAGCCGCCUCAGGAGGUCCACCGCCAGAGUCCCAGCGGCAGCCGGAGACCCAUGCUCGGCGCUGCCAUCCCUCCUAGUCUAGUGACUCAAAGUAUCGCAGGGAUUCCUCAUGGACUUCUUGCAGGCAUGCCUGCAGGUCUGACCGCCCGGACAGCCCCCAUGAGUAACCCCAUGAUCUUCCCUGCUCCUGUGCUGGCCGAGAUGAGCCGCAGACAGUUGGGCAUCGGGAUGGGGAUCGCCCCCUUUAUCACUCCGGAGUUGGAGCGAGAGCUCAGUUCGUCCCAGAACCAGCCCAAGAUCCAGUCCCAGAUCCACUCUGCUGUGGCUGGAAGCAGCACCAGUAAGAGUUCAGGCCUGCCGUCUUCAUCCUCAUCCAUGGCCGGAGGUGUGAGCCAAACAAGCCCCAAGCCUGCAUCGUCUCCAGCCAGGCAGCCACGCCCCCUCACCGCGAGGUCUGGAGGGGAGCCCCUUGGGUCCAGCACCUCUGCAGAGGCAGCGACCACUGCUGCAGCACUACCCCACAGUGGGGCCUCUGAGCUGGGGUCUGCAACCGCCAACAAUACCCAUUCAACAGGAAACACUCUGUCCUGCACCUUGUGUCACGAGAGGCUGGAAGACACACACUUUGUUCAGUGUCCAUCAGUGCCCGGACACAGGUUCUGCUUCCCGUGUACCCGAAUCUACAUCCAGAGCCGGCGGGGUGACGGUGAGGUCUACUGCCCCAGUGGAGAGCGCUGCCCAUUGGAUAACUCUCCCAACAGUCCCCCUUGGGCCUUCAUGCAGGGAGAGGUCUCCACUAUACUAGGCACUGGUGGAGCAGGAGCCGCGCCGGCUGCUGCAUCCGGAGCAGGGACCGGGCCCGGACCUGGUCCUGGAGCUGCAGGAGCAUCCGCGCAAGGGUCAGUGAGUGGACCUGGGAGUGGAGCCGGGUCUGGAAGCGGAGACAUCACAGUGAAGAAAGAGAGGGAGACGUGAUGGUGAUUUUCACGGAAGCAAGGACCCAACACAGCAACAGACUCGUGUCACACACCACAGAGGGAGACAUCUGCACUGGACCGCAGAGAGCUCCAGAAGAGAAGAAGAAACACGGCGACACACAGCUCAGAAAAACCUCCCUUCCACAGGUCUUUAAACGCACCCUCCCAACAUCAGCCACACCAUCAGACCUCACCACAUAUUUGACGUAUGUUGCAAAGACUGCCUUCACACAUCGUCUCUAUUUUUUUUUCUUCUUCCUCCUGACUCUGCAAACGAGAAUGUGACACCUUAAUUUCAUGAAUCAGCACAUUUCCUGUCGUGACGAGUGAAAUAAAAGCCACAGUCAGAUAUUGACAACCAAUCAACAGUUCAACAAUGGCUACUUUUUGGAGAGUUAUUUGUCACUUUAAACGGUUAAAAUAACGGAUUUAUCCCAAACGAGCUCAGCCAGACGGACAUAAAAGAGCUGAAGCAUCAAAGACUUUCUCUGGGUGUCAUAACCACUAUUUACCUUUUUAUACGCCAAAAAUUACACCACCAUUAGAUGUGCUGUCCUAAGAUAAUUAUUCACACAGCAACUAAAAUAUGCACCUUAAAGAAUCCACAUGUGCCACUCAGGUAUCUAUGUUUGGACGCCAGUGUUUUCAAAUUAUGCUUGUUUUCAGAGGAGUCCUCUCAAACUCUCAGAAAGUAGCCACGGUCCAGUGUUGAUUGUCACUGUACAGUCGAUAUCGUGUUCCCACAUGAAAGCACAAAAGCAUAUUUUUAAAACCCCCAAAAACACAAAUUUCUAAUCAUGAAAACAGAAGCCACGUUUGUUUUAAUUUAUUUUUCUUGUUGAUGAUAAAAACGUUUGUAGAAAAGGUCGGACAUCAGGCUGAAACACGUUGGAGCUUAAUCCUCUGACACAGUUGUUUUAGUGUGUCCGACGAUUCCUUGAUCUAAAUUAAAUAUUUGUGCUUCUAAAAGAAAACACUUUAUUUUUUAAGCUGAUAUGAAUUCAAAGAUUAUGACAAAGUGCACCUGUAAUUUCAAAUACAGACGAUUUUAAGUUCUCUGACUGAAUCUGAGUCCGAGCACACUUUCAGAUUCUUCUCUUCCUCAAGCUGAAUCUUUACUUUCACACCAGAACAGACGAAACCAACGUGAGGCGUGGACAGAAAGCCAGCAGCGACAUUUCCCUGUGCGUCUAUGUCAUAUGUGUUGGUCAGUUUGAAACGAAGCUGACUUUGACUCAGAGAAAAACAAAACAAAAAAAAACAUGCAGUGAAUCUGUCGACCAGCCACAGACACUGACUGUAUUUAAAUGUUGCUUUCAUACAGACCCGGCCUACGCUUACCACGAAUGUAUAUGAAAAGAUAUCUAUGAUAGGCCUAGGACUAUAUUUUAUACUAGAAUGUUAAAUGUUAUAUACUCUAUAGAUCUAUUAUAGUAUGUAUGUGCAAUCCUCUGUCAUAGUAUAUGCAACAAUUUGGAAUAUGUACCUGAAAGCGUUUGUGUAUCAUUUCUUCAACCUUUUGUUUUCUAAAGAGAGGAUCCACCCAAAAGCAGACAAGUCCAUCCAUCCAUCAUCCCUGAGAGGUUAGAGUUUAGGGAUUAGUUUUCCUCAAGUUAAAGAGAAAAAUCUUAUUUUUAUGGAGCCUGUGUGGAGUGGAUUUAAUCUGAUCUUCAUUUAGACAAACCCUGUUAAGUCUGCUAUGUUUGCACUCCAUUCAUUGUCACCUUUGGUUUAAUUCGUGUUCAGCAAACAAAAUCUACACAGAAACAAAAGCACACUUCAAAACACAGAGAUGCACACAUGCUCUUACACUGGACUUCCACCAGAUCCGUGUCCAAAUUGUCAACUGAAUUGAAGCCAAUGCAGAAGUGUUAAAACCUGCAGUUCAUCAAGUGUCCGCUUGAGGCUGGUUCUGGAAGUACCGGAGACCACAUACACACCAAUUCAAAAAGGCCGAUCUUUACAGCAGAAAUAAACAUGUUUACAUCCUGGUACAAAAGACGAGUGUAGUCUGGAUAGCUAACACUGUAGCUGUUGGCAAGGAGGCUCAAACUCCACCAGUUAUGUUGAGUUCAACAUUUCCAAUAUGGCUGCCACCGACGAUUAGCUUCAAAACAGCGCUUCAGAAACAGAUGGGUAACGUCACAGAUACUACGUCCAUAUUUUAUACAGUCUAUGGUCAACGCAGCACAAAGCAGGGCCGCCGGAAGCUGGAGUCACAAGACCGGGGUUUUCCUGCAGUAAUCACUGAAUCAAGGAUUCUCCUCCUCCUUCUCUCCUCAUCCAUGUUGUCUUUCUGGUCCUCUGAAAACCUCUGACCUGUUGACUCCAGGCCUGGCUCCGCUCAUCAUGACGGUUUGUUGUUGUAGUUCAGUGAAAUACGAUCUGGUGAUAACACAGAGAGUUUUAUUCUGAAAAUCAACCGGAUGUUUUCAUUUAGUUUGAAACCUGACUUCCUGUCCCUUCCUGUAUCGGAUCCGGAUCAGAGACUGAGCUGGAACACAAUGGAGUGGAUCCAGUGGAAGUUAACACAUUGACUAGAAUUGAAGCCUAUCAAAUCCGGUGCUGUGACAUAUCUGGUGGAAUUUGUCCAUUGCACACAGUCUCAUGAAUUUAUUCUAACACAAGAACAAAGUUUAAAAUCCAGAGCAUGUCCCUGUAACAUUAGAAGAGGUCACAGCUGAUAAGAAGUGAAGCUGUCACCCUGCAUUAAAUAUAUAAAGAGGUGAAGAGAAGAGGAAGUCUUCAUGCUCACACUGAACAAGAUCAAAUAUUCAGGGACUGAGUUCUGGGUGGAUUCUCUCUUUAAGUGCAGCGUGUACUCUUCAGUACAGACGCACGGACAAACCAAAGGUCACUUUCUGCCCAAACAGAUAUUUCUGGAUGUAAAUGUUUUAUUAAAAAAUAUAUAUUGCUAUAUUUCUGGACCAGGUCUGAACUGGUUCUCUUCAUCAGACAGUUCCAGGCCCGUGUGGUCUGCUGUACUUCUGGGAUGUGACGUAUAAAAGUCAAUUGUAUUUAGUCUUCUAUAUAUAAAGAUCGUCCCACAGAUCAGGUCUGUUCUACAGAAAUAUCUCUGAAGAAGUGGAAUUUGAGUUGAAUAUGCACUGAUACAUCAUGCAAUCCCUUGUUAAGUGCCUUUUUCAAAUGUUUACCGUCUGUUUGUGUGCUGGGAACCUCAGGGGAAGUUAGGAGUGCAAUGACUUUUUUUAUUGUUCAGUCGAUGAUUAACCUGAAUCUGUUUCCCUUCGGUCGCCAUCAGACGGCUUCGCUUUUAUCUGAAGCUUUUGCAAAGUCGGCUUUCCUUUCAUUGUUUGAUACGGUCUCUCUCUCUGCAUCGCUCUCUACGCUGACCUCGUCUCCUUCAUGUGUCGGGUUUUAGAUCUGUUGGUUUUAUUGCAGCUUCAUGUACAACUAGAAACCAGGAAUAAAAUGGGAUGGAAACUUGUA